Molecule: messenger RNA, 1897 nt
Organism: Photinus pyralis (common eastern firefly)
Lineage: Eukaryota; Metazoa; Arthropoda; Insecta; Coleoptera; Lampyridae
Gene: drk
Product: protein enhancer of sevenless 2B
Exons: 5
Coding region: 388-1023 (211 amino acids)
Molecular function (GO): protein binding
Source: RefSeq, a predicted model, not a curated record
AUUAUUUAUUAAAAUUCGAAGCAAUUCAAAUUCGCGUGGUCGUCUUUUAUACUUUGCCUUAUCUUUUGACGUCUCAACCUUUGCCAUCAAAUUUUGAAGAUAAAUUUUACAGAUAAUUCAAGGUAAUUCCAUGCGCAGUGGUUAGUAUUUUUAAUGGAUGCUAGUGGGAGUGUUCUUCAACAUUGGGCAGUAGACAAAAAGUGAUAAAAAUUCGAAACGUUCCCCCAAUUUAAUCAGCGUCCAAAAUCUCGUUUUCGCCCCCCCAAUUUCGAGAGGCCGCGAAGGGGUAAAAAGUGCGUGAAAAGACAGUCGUUAAAAUGUCAAUGUGUUGACAUCUUUUGUGCAGUGCAGUUUUUCAAUUUCUGUGAUUUUAAGAAGAUAAACACGAUGGAAGCGAUAGCGAAACACGAAUUUAACGCAACGGCGGACGACGAGCUGAGUUUCAAACGGUCACAAGUCUUAAAGAUCCUGAACAUGGAAGACGAUGCGAACUGGUUUCGGGCCGAACUCGACGGAAAGGAGGGUUUAAUUCCGAGUAACUAUAUCGAAAUGAAAAUUCAUCCCUGGUACUACGGUAGAAUAACCAGGGCGGACGCGGAAAAAUUGUUAUUAAAUAAACAUGAAGGGGCCUUUUUAAUUCGUAUAAGCGAGUCUUCUCCCGGAGAUUUUUCGUUAUCUGUUAAAUGUUCGGACGGCGUACAACAUUUCAAAGUCCUGAGGGACGCGCAAGGGAAAUUCUUUUUAUGGGUAGUAAAGUUUAAUUCGCUAAACGAACUCGUCGAGUACCAUCGCACCGCUUCCGUUUCGCAUUCUCAAGAUGUCAAAUUGAGGGACAUGGUCACCGAGGAGUGUCUAGUGCAAGCCCUCUACGACUUCACGCCCCAAGAGGCGGGCGAGUUAGAGUUCAAACGCGGCGACGUAAUAACGGUGACGGAUCGUACGGACCAGCACUGGUGGCACGGCGAGAUCGGUCACAAUCGUGGACUUUUCCCCGCCACGUACGUUACCCCGUAUCAUACAUAAAAAAUAGUUGUCCUUUAAAACAGUUCAGCAUUCUUGUGGUCAGUUUUGACGAAGGAAGUAUUUUUUACAGUUUUUUAUGUAUUAAUUACUCUCGCUUACAUUUUGUGAUUAGCAACGGUUUAAUAUGCAUAUAUUCUUUGUUGUUAAACCAUUUGUGUGUCGAAUACUUGGAGACGUUUAGUGAAAAUAUUUGUGACCAAAUUACGUUUAGCAAAUAAUCCGCGCUGUACGAUAAUAUGAUUGGUGGUUAUAAUACUUUUAGGUUAAAACAUUGCUCAUUAUUUCACGCUUUGUGACUUAGUAAAUUAUAUUUAAAAGAAAAAAAAAAGAUAAAAUAGUCUCUGCAUAUUUUUGUAACUUAACUUUCCUAUUACUACUUAUAUUGAGUGAUCCUGAAAAAUGGUUGUAAACUGAGACGUUUUCCCCGAACUUGCCACGACAAAUGCACGUUUUUGUUUUAAAGACUGAUGGACAUUACCGGCCAUUUUCCGAGAUCACAUCAUAUAUAAUUUAGAUAGUGUGUAAUUGAUCGUGAAGGCUGGACGGCGCCACGAUAUAUCCAUGUUACACAAAUUUUAUAUCUGAUGACGUAAAUGUCGUAAAUUAUCCAAUGGGAAACACAGUACGGUGUUGUGAAAUGAUCGUUGGUUUGAGCAAAAUCAAAUAUUUAAUUGUCAACUUAAAUAAAUUUUGUAUUGUUUGCAUUGAGCAAUAACAUAAUUUACAACGAACGUUUCUUACUCUGUGGCGAUUUUAUCUUUUUGGUAAUAAAAAUGCAUUCGAUAUUUCAUCAAGAUAUAAUGAUACAGAAUUUAUUUAUAACGAAACCAUAUAAAGGGGUCUACGGAAUAUACUCAAAUAUAAUUGACAUUGU